AUGGCAUCCACUCCUAGACCCAGUCGCGACUCCCUCCACAGUCUGGUUAAUGACCGUGUCGCUCUUGUCACCGGCGCUGCACGAGGAAUCGGGUUCGCGACAGCUGCCUUACUGGCGCAACAUGAUGCACGCGUAGUCCUGGUGGACCUCCACGAGGAAGAUCUAAAGAAGGCUUGUGAGGCAAUUGGAAAACAGGCAACAUGGCAAGUCUGUGACGUAAACAAUUGGGAUCAGCAAGUCGCCUUGUUCGACCACGUUAACAAAACACUUGGCCCGAUCAGCCUAAUGGUCUGUAAUGCGGCUGUCAACCCGGAAGUCGCUCUACUGCAAGCUCGCGAUAAGGAAAAGCAGGCGCAGAUGAAAUCGUCUGUCCGACACAAUGACCUCGCCGAUGAACGCAGCAGCAUUCAAGGAGAUACUCUGGAACGGCCAUCAACAGAUCUUAUCGAUAUCAAUGUCAACUCGGUCAUCUUUGGACUCAAAUUGGGCAUCCACCAUAUGAAACAACACGGUGGGGGUCGCAUUGUGGUCACUGGAUCGGCUGCUUCCUAUGUUCCAGUGUCUUCGCAGCCGUUGUAUACAGCUAGCAAGCACGCGGUGCUGGGCUUGUGUCGCGCCACGUCGCAGAUCAGUGAGGUGAUCGAGGCGGGAAUCUCGGUCUCUUGGGUCGCUCCUUGGUUGACCUUGACGUCCAUGGUGGAGGGUCUUGAGGCCACAACCAACCCGAACACCCUGAAGAACUCGCCGGAGGAUGUUGCAUGGGGUAUCAUUGCUGCUGCGGCUGCUGAGAAACCUAAUGGCAAGGGCUACUGGGUACAGGGUCAGACAAUCAGUGAGGUGGAGGCCGCUUAUGACGAACUCGCAGGGCGCUUAAUCCUUCCGGAAAAUAGGUUCUUCUAG
Messenger RNA from Penicillium maclennaniae, 900 nucleotides. RefSeq lists its product as uncharacterized. Bases 1 to 900 code for a protein of 299 amino acids. NCBI's taxonomy places the organism in Eukaryota, Fungi, Ascomycota, Eurotiomycetes, Eurotiales, Aspergillaceae. The record is from RefSeq and is a predicted model, not a curated record. Gene Ontology annotation, cellular component: cytoplasm. The transcript has a single exon. Gene Ontology annotation, molecular function: oxidoreductase activity, acting on the CH-OH group of donors, NAD or NADP as acceptor.